This is a messenger RNA of Malaclemys terrapin pileata, 6936 nucleotides long. RefSeq names its product MAP kinase activating death domain (gene MADD). The transcript has 39 exons. Gene Ontology annotation, biological process: regulation of Rab protein signal transduction; regulation of apoptotic process. Gene Ontology annotation, cellular component: cytosol. Bases 215 to 5365 code for a protein of 1716 amino acids. Gene Ontology annotation, molecular function: guanyl-nucleotide exchange factor activity. The record is from RefSeq and is a predicted model, not a curated record. Lineage: Eukaryota; Metazoa; Chordata; Testudines; Emydidae.
CGCUCCGCUCCGGGCUCUGGAUGCGGAACUGGCCGCUCGGCUCAGAGCAGCAGGGGGCGGCGCCGGACGCGGCCUGUGGGGGCAGGUUGAACUUGUCAGACGUUUCCAUGUGGAGUCUCUUCCCUGAAGCAGCUGCAGUGGCUGACUGGAUGACUGGCUGCUGGCUCAAUGAUCAGGAGAUUCACUGAGAUGACCUAGUGAAGGGGACGGGACAAUGUUGCAGAAGAAGAUCUGCCCCCAGUUACUUGACUACCUUGUGAUCGUUGGGGCCAGGCAGCCAAGCAGCGAUAGUGUGGCCCAGACCCCUGAGCUGCUCCGACGUUACCCUCUGGAAGACCAUUCAGAUUUCCCUUUGCCUCCUGAUGUGGUGUUCUUCUGUCAGCCGGAGGGAUGCCUGAGUGUACGGCAAAAACGCAUGAGUCUGCGAGAUGACACCUCCUUUGUCUUCACACUCACAGACAAGGAUUCGGGUGUCAUUCGCUAUGGGAUCUGUGUCAACUUCUACCGAUCCUUCCAGAAGCGAGUGCCCAAAGAGAAAGCAGAAGGCACUGGUGGGCAUCGAGUUCGGGAUGGACAAAAACCCCCCAAACCUGGGGAUGCUUCCGUUGCCCAAGAGGAGGUGGGCAAUGAGAGUUCAGAGAGUGGCUCUUCACUGCACACACCAAGCACAGAGUCCACUCCAGAUGUGAACCGGUCACCACGCAGUAAGCGUGUGGCCAGAGGCAGCCAUCACUCCCGGAACAGCACCCUGACUUCCCUGUGCAUCAUUAGUCAUUACCCCUUCUUCUCCAGCUUCCGCGAGUGUUUAUACAUCCUGAAGAGGCUAGUGGACUGCUGCAGUGAGAGGCUGCUGGGCAAGAAGCUGGGGAUCCCUCGAGGAGUGCAGAGGGAUACCAUGUGGCGGAUUUUCACAGGUGCUCUCCUAGUGGAAGAGAAAUCCAGUGCGUUGCUACAUGACCUGCGUGAGAUAGAGGCCUGGAUUUAUCGCCUGCUCCGCUCACCUAUACCUGUUGCAGGCCAGAAGCGAGUGGAUGUGGAAGUCUUACCACAUGAUUUGCAACCAGCUUUGACGUUUGCUCUUCCUGACCCAUCCCGCUUCACGUUGGUGGAUUUCCCCUUGCAUCUGCCCUUGGAACUUUUGGGAGUGGAUGCCUGUUUGCAGGUGCUGUCCUGCAUCCUGCUGGAGCACAAGGUGGUGCUGCAGUCCCGAGACUAUAAUGCUCUCUCCAUGUCCGUGAUGGCAUUUGUGGCUAUGAUCUAUCCACUAGAGUACAUGUUCCCAGUGAUCCCACUGCUCCCCACCUGCAUGGCUUCUGCAGAACAGUUACUAUUGGCCCCCACACCUUACAUCAUUGGGGUCCCAGCCAGCUUCUUCCUUUACAAACUAGACUUUAAAAUGCCUGAUGAUGUGUGGCUUGUUGACCUGGACACCAAUAAGGUGAUUGUUCCCACAAACGCAGAAUCUUUGCCAGUCCUACCAGAGCCAGAGGCAUUAGAGCUUAAAAAACACCUGAAACAGUGUCUGGUUAGCAUGACUGCAAUCACUCAGCAACAGCUGCUCACGCCUGACAACAAGGCCUUGGCCAGUAUGAGUCUGAAUACCCAGCCUAUUCUUAACCUAGAGAAGUUCCAUGAGGGACAGGAGAUCCCACUGCUCAUGGGAAGACCUCAGAAUGGUCUACAGUCCACCCCUUCCACGGAAUUCAACCCCCUGAUCUAUGGCAAUGAUGUGGACUCUGUGGAUGUGGCCACCAGGGUUGCUAUGGUGAGAUUCUUCAACUCACCAAACGUUUUGCAGGGUUUCCAGAUGCACACCCGCACCCUUCGUCUCUUCCCCCGGCCUGUGGUGGCCUUUCAGGCCAAUUCUUUUCUUGCCUCUAGGCCAAAGCAGACAGCUUUCGCUGACAAGCUGUCUAGGACACAAGCAGUGGAAUACUUCGGAGAGUGGUCACUCAACCCAACUAACUAUGCUUUUCAAAGGAUCCACAACAACAUGUUCGACCCAGCCCUGAUUGGUGACAAACCAAAAUGGUAUGCUCACCAGCUUCAACCAAUCCACUACCGUGUCUAUGAUAGCAAUUCCCAGCUGGCUGAGGCAUUGAGUGUCCCCAUAGAGAAGGAAACAGAUUCUGAACCUACUGAUGACAGUGGUAGCGACAGCGUGGAUUAUGAUGACUCAAGUUCUUCCUACUCCUCCCUUGGUGACUUUGUCAGCGAGAUGAUGAAAUGUAACAUUAAUGGCGAUACCCCAAAUGUUGAUCCCCUGACACAUGCAGCCCUGGGUGAUGCCAGUGAGGUGGAGUUUGAUGACUUCCAGGAAUAUUCAGGGGAUCUGGAUGCGCAGGCUCUGGACAGUGAGAGCUCCCUGGACAACAACCAGCCUCGCUCAAGUUCCAGCACUACAGCCAGUAGCAGCCCCAGCACUGUCAUCCAUGGGGUGAAUCACGAGUCAGCAGAUUCAGCGGAGAUGGAGGAGAAGAUGAUUGCUGGGUUUUCAAAUCACCUUCCCUCCUUGCCGCUGCAACCAAACUUCCCCAAGAUGAAUCUGGAACGUCGUGAUGGUGAAAGCCCAGCUGGCAGCAUGAGCUCUGUGGAGGGAAUGGUGAAGAAACGAGAGUAUGAUAAUCCAUACUUUGAACCACAGUAUGGGUUUCCUACUGAGGAAGAGGAUGAGGAACAGGAAGAGAGCUACACCCCAAGAUUCAACCAGAAUCUGACUGGGAAUCGGUCUCAGAAGCUACUACGUCCUAACAGUUUAAAACUGGCCAAUGACUCUGAUGCGGAGUCGGACUCACGGGGCAGCUCCCCAAAUUCCACCAUCUCCAACAACAGCAGCGAAGGUUUUGGGAGCCUUAUGUCUUUUGCCAGCAGCCUGUACAGGAACCACAGCACAAGUUUCAGUUUGUCCAACUUAGCCCUACCAACCAAAGCUGGGAGAGACAAGAACACUCCCUUCCCCAGCCUGAAAGAUUACUUUAAUCUGGAAGUGGGAAGGGAUUUGAAUGAAGUAUUUGGGUUAAAUACUAUGAUGGAGAUUAUUACUGAAGCUGGCCCUGUAAACAAUGAAGGGAACAGGAGGGCCCUGGUGGAUCAGAAGUCUUCAGUUAUUAAGCACAGCCCAACAGUGAAGAGGGAAUCUCCAUCACCUCAGGGGCGAACCAGCAAUUCCAGUGAAAACCAACAAUUCCUGAAGGAGGUUGUGCACAACGUUCUUGAUGGGCAGGGUGUUGGCUGGCUGAAUAUGAAGAGAGUCCGGCGUCUGCUGGAGAGCGAACAGCUCCGUGUCUUUGUACUAAGCAAACUGAACCGCACCAUCCAGUCAGAGGAGGAUGCUCGGCAGGAUGUCAUCCAGGACGUGGAGAUCAACCGCAAGGUUUACAAAGGGAUGCUGGACUUGCUGAAAUGCACUGUGUCAAGCCUGGAGCAGUCGUAUGCAAACGCUGGCUUGGGAGGCAUGGCCAGUGUCUUUGGCCUGCUGGAGAUAGCACACACUCACUAUUAUAACAAAGAACCAGAAAAAAGAAAACGAAGUCCAACAGAUGGAGCAGCCACUCCGAUUGGCAAGGACCCUGGUUUAGCCAUGAGGGCAGAACCGAAGCCUACAAUGAAACUGCCAGUGCCCCAGCUCAUGCCAAGGGUACCAAGCCCUGCAGGAAAAGGGACAAGGGAGUUUGACACAAGGAGUCUAAAGGAAGAAAAUUUUAUUGCUUCCAUUGAAUUGUGGAACAAGCACCAGGAAGUGAAAAAGCAAAAAGCUUUGGAAAAACAGAGGUCAGAAGGUGUGAAACACUUCUUUGAUCUGGGAGAGACAGACGAGAAAAAAUCCCAAAUCAGUGCAGACAGCGGCCUGAGUUUGACAUCAGGCUCUCAGAAGAGUGAUUUGGACUCUGUUGCCAGUGCAGGACCGGCUGUUAUGAUCCGAAGCACAAGCCAGGAUUCUGAAGUUAGCACAGUGGUUAGUAACAGCUCUGGAGAGACAUUAGGAGCGGACAGUGACUUGAGCAGCAACGCUGGUGAUGGCUUCAGUGGGGAGAAUGGUGGGAACCUGACAGGAUCACGGAACACUGUAUCAGACAGUGAAAUUGAGACAAACUCUGCUACUAGCUCCAUCUUUGAUGAACAUCAGGAAAGAUUUCACAACAGUGAGACCUGCCGGACUCUGGAAUCUCCUAAAGAGGGUAAAUCUCAAAGCCUGAAGCACAGUGUGAAGGAUAUCAAGGGCAGCAGCCCGGGGAGAGCUCUGGAGGAUGUGAGCCUGCGGGUUUACCUCUAUGAAGGGCUUCUGGGGAGGGAUAAAGGAUCUGUCUGGGACCAGUUAGAGGACGCUGCAAUGGAAACCUUUUCUCUAAGUAAGGAGCGCUCAACACUGUGGGACCAGGUACAGUUCUGGGAAGAUGCUUUUCUGGAUGCUGUGAUGUUAGAGAGAGAAGGAAUGGGAAUGGACCAGGGACCUCAGGAAAUGAUCGACAGGUACUUAUCCCUGGGAGAACAUGACCGAAAGCGCUUGGAGGAUGACGAAGACCGCCUACUGGCUACACUACUGCACAACAUGCUUGCCUACAUGCUUAUGAUGAAGGUGAGCAAGAAUGACAUUAAGAAGAAGGUGCGUCGUUUGAUGGGGAAAUCGCACAUUGGAUUGGUGCAGAGCCAGCAAAUAAACGAGUUACUAGACAAAGUGGCUAACCUAGGCGUCCGAGAGCUGUCUGUCCGGCCCAGCGGCAGCAGACACAUCAAGAAGCAGACGUUUGUAGUACAUGCCGGGACAGAUACAACAGGAGACAUCUUCUUCAUGGAAGUGUGUGAUGAUUGCAUUGUGCUGAGAAGUAACAUUGGAACUGUGUACGAACGGUGGUGGUAUGAGAAACUCAUCAAUAUGACAUACUGUCCUAAAACGAAAGUGCUGUGUCUCUGGAGGAGGAACGGCCAGGAGACACAGCUGAAUAAGUUCUACACCAAGAAGUGUCGGGAAUUGUAUUAUUGUGUAAAAGACAGUAUGGAGCGAGCAGCAGCAAGACAGCAAAGUAUUAAACCAGGACCUGAAUUGGGUGGUGAGUUCCCAGUGCAGGAUAUGAAAACUGGUGAAGGAGGGCUUCUGCAAGUCACGCUGGAAGGAAUUAACCUGAAGUUUAUGCAUAGUCAGGUUUUCAUAGAGCUGAAUCACAUUAAAAAGUGCAAUACUGUGCGAGGAGUCUUUGUCCUGGAGGAAUUUGUUCCUGAAACUAAAGAAGUGGUGAGCCACAAGUACAAGACACCAAUGGCCCAUGAGAUCUGCUAUUCCGUGUUGUGUCUCUUCUCUUAUGUGGCUGCUGUUCGUGGGAAAGAGGUAGAAAACAAAAGCAAACCCCCUCGGCCAGUUUCCAGCUGAUCACAAUAUUGGGAAAUGCUUGCCCACUGGCACAUUGGUGUGUAAUACUCCCAUUUCUGUUGCUGUUACUGGAGCUCACAUUGCUGAUUCCAGUUAGAAUUUGGUUAUUUAUGUAUGAUCCUGCAAGUCCUUCCCCUUAGAAAAGAUUAAAACUUUCUUGUUCAUUCUCCUGCUGAAUUCAUUCUUACUGGAGUUUUUACACCAGCUGUGCUUAUCAGACAGUUCUGAGCAUCAGCAUCCAGCUAUAACUGAAGAUGGCUUGCUCUGGGCAAUCCUUUGGAAUUCCAUUUUCAAGAAGACUAAUGCAUCUGGAGUUCAGUUGUUUUUGUUUCCAGUGGUACCUGUGUCACAGGUUUCUUCACUUACAGCUGUAGGCCUCUGCUUUCAGAUUCUUCAAAAAAUAUGCACAAAGGAAGCAGCUUGGUCCUGCAUGGAUCACCUGUUGUUGUUUAACUGUGAUAGUUUGUAUUUAUUUUCCUUCUGUGUUUUCACACUUUACCCACCAAUUUGGAGUUCUUGCCAUAUGGCCCUCAGAUCUUUUCAGUAAAGAUGAGCAAUUUAGCUACCUUAAACUCCUCUGAAAUAGCCUACAAUUAGAUAUGGUGCUUUAAGAUUGAAUGUUAAAUGUAUAAAACUAUGGAAUUACUUCUUCUCUGGUGGGCGAAGGAUUGCUUGCUUUUAAUAAUGGAUAGGCACCAUGGAGGGGAGAAACUCGGAGGCUAUGCUUUAUGAAAUCCCCUUCAAACUGGUAUGCAUGUAACGUAUGUGUUUUUCAAAUGGGAAAUUAGAGCCACUCUGCUAACAUCCCAGGAGUGCAGUUAAUUAAUAUAUGCAUAUUGUGGUAGCUAGAGCAGUUAAUCUAAAUGUGUAGGAAUAAGUAAAGAGAGGUAAAAACUUAGAGAGAGUGAGUGCUAUUGGCUGAAGCAUAUGGCAAACUCAUGUAACGUGGGAUUAUCACUACAAUCCCCCUAAAGUACUUCUAUUAGAGUCUGCGUACACUGGUUCUGUAGAAAACUUGCAGAAACCCACAAGCUUAUGCAAAGUGCAUUGUGGGGAUUCAACUUUUUGUGGUGAUGGUACUGUAAAUGCUGGUUCCAGAUUUUGUUUUUUUUAACUACUGCUUCUGUCAAACUGUACAUGUAUGUGUCAGAGUUUUGCAAAUACUGUGUAAUGAAGCACCCUCAGUUAAAGUAUCCAUCUCACACCUUAUUUUAAGUAGGCUGAGAAUGGAUGUUUGAACACUGUUUGUUCUUUAUGAACUGUACUGGACUCUACCGGGGGGGAAAGCCCCUGAAAUGCUGGAAGGAGAGAGGAUCUAGAGAAAAUAAUCUUAAAUGUAAAAUAUCUGAUGGAGUGCUCUAACACAAGCUGGAGUGCUAUCUGAUUUGACACAGGCCUCUGAGUAUUUGCACCCAGAAAUAAUCCUGUUUGGCUUAGUCAGGGUAUUUACCAUUUUGAGUGGAAUGCAUGAGGAAUGGAUGAAGAAAUGAUGUAAAUAUUCUAGGACCGUAUCUAUUUAUAGAAGACUGUACAGCUGUCUGAAUGUGAAAAUAAACUAUCAUUUAACCACU